Messenger RNA from Neospora caninum, 1677 nucleotides. RefSeq lists its product as hypothetical. The transcript has 5 exons. The coding region runs from base 1 to 1677 and encodes 558 amino acids. Lineage: Eukaryota; Apicomplexa; Conoidasida; Eucoccidiorida; Sarcocystidae. The record is from RefSeq and is a predicted model, not a curated record.
AUGGCGCCUCCGGCUUCAGCGCCGUCCACCUCUUCUCCCGCCUCUUCUCCCGCCUCCUCGCCCUCGCUCCAAGACGUGUACGCCUUGUUGCGCUCUGUGGUAAAGCCCGAAUGGCGCGACAUCCCCGACACGGCCAGCGAGGAGUGGAAGAAGAGAUUCCGGGAACUGGUUGACGCAGAGAAACCUGUCUCCUCUGCCCCGCCCGGUCCUGCGGACCGCCCCGCUGCGCCUUCUGCGCCUUCUGUGUCGUCCAGUCUCGCAGACGGGAGUUUCCUUCGCGCGCUUCCUCGCGAGUUCCAGUUGCAUCUCCUUGUGAAAAUCUCCAGCGUUCUGGAGACGCCCUGGCUGGUCGCGCAGAAGCGCCUUGAGGGCAUCAAAGAGGCGGAGAAGGCGCGACCGCUCACGCUCGAUGAAGUAGUCACUUACGCCAGGAGACUCGGCGGGAGCACAGCCGCGCCGCCGGAGACCUCGAAUAUCUCAGACGUCGUUGCCCACCAGUCGGUCUACCCCGCCUUCCACUUUCUUCCGUACCCCUCGAUGGAGGAGCUGCAGGAGUCGCGUCUCGGCUUCCUGGCCUCGAAACCUUUCGACCGGGUUUGCUUUCCGCCGGAGAUGCGCUCCAAGUGGACGGUGCGCGCCCCACGGCGCUGUCGGGACGAGACGGUGGACACCCUCGCACAGACGGGGGACGAAACAAGACCCGAAAGACUCAGCACUGAGCGCAAGGUCGCCGGAUACGAAGUCCGACUCGUCUGUCAAACUCCUGGAGCACAGAUCGUGUACUGCGUCUUUGACGGCUGGAUGGCCCCGAACGCUCUGCCGCCGCAAACGCUGUGGAGGGAGACCGCGUACAGCCCGCAAGAGCCUCUCUUCCUUUCCGCGCCGUUCCCCAAGACGCUUCUAGCUAGGGCCAUGAAACCGCCCCUGCAGCCGUCUCGCCCUGCGCUGCUUCGUCUGAACCCGCGAGGAGUCGGGUCGGGGGGGACGCGGUCAGCGGAACAGCCUCCCCGCCGCCCAGACGCUGCGCCCUCCAGCGCGGCCGCAGGUCCGAGCUCUCAGGCGCCAGGUCGCACGAGCGAACAAGGCCGAGGCGCGCGUGCGGAGUGGGAAAGCCGCGGGAGAGACGCGCAGGCAAAGAGAGACCGGGACGGGAGUGCACGUGCGGGCGGCGACGCGUGCGAAAAACCCCACGGAAGGAGCGAGAGCGAACUGGGGCGAGAAGGCGGAGGAAGCGCCGUGCCACGCGCAGGAUCGGGAAGAGAGACGCCGCAGGCCGCAGGCAAGGAUCGCAGCGCGACAGCCAGCGGGGAAGCGCUCGCCGAUGCCGCAGGUCCCGACCGAACGCAGCCGCCUACGCCUGCAGCCCCGCAGGCCUCGCACCCCACAAAGCCUCCGAGCCCCGAGGGUCCAUCUCAGGGCGGCGCCGCCUCGGACCGCGCGGGUGGGCCAGAUUUGUCGACUGGCGGCGGCGCGUCUGGGCGCGCCCCGCAGGGAUCGCGAGACGCCUCGAUGGGAGGCUCGGCGACUUUCCAGGGCCUGAUGCUGGGAAGCACGAGAAGGAAGCGCCGGGAGGAGACGUUGCAGAGGCGCGAAGUGCAGGAGUCGAGCGGAAGCGCGGACAGCAGCAGCAGUGGAGAGGACUCGAGCGACGAGGAGGACGAGAGGAAAGGCGAAUGA